This is a messenger RNA of Rhodamnia argentea, 2008 nucleotides long. Its product is annotated as myb family transcription factor EFM. Bases 308 to 1777 code for a protein of 489 amino acids. Gene Ontology annotation, biological process: regulation of DNA-templated transcription. The record is from RefSeq and is a predicted model, not a curated record. The transcript has 4 exons. Gene Ontology annotation, molecular function: DNA binding; DNA-binding transcription factor activity. Lineage: Eukaryota; Viridiplantae; Streptophyta; Magnoliopsida; Myrtales; Myrtaceae.
CUAAAAGAGAGGUGAUCCUCUCUCGAUCCUCCUUGUGUUCGCAAACCUACACCAUCUCUCUUUUCCUUCCCCCCCUCUCUCUCUCUCUCUAUCUAUCUCAUCAUCAUCAUCUCAAACCUCAGAAAGGGAAGAGUAGUCCAUACACACCCUUUUGCCCUUGUUUGUUCCUACACCCCCACAAACACACCCGAAUAGCUAAUUCUUAUUCUUUAUCAUAGGACCGUCCGAGGACAGAGCACAGUGCAGUCGAUACCAGCAUCGUUUCGUAACUGUUAGUGCUUCGAGUGCGUGUCUCGAGAACUUAGCCAUGGCUUCUCCUUCUGAACUGACCCUAGAGUGCAAGCCCCAGAGUUACUCCAUGCUCCUGAAGUCGUUGGGCGACCACGCCGCCGCCGACCAGACCCAGAGGCUCGAGGACUUCCUCGCCCGCCUCGAGGAGGAGCGCCUCAAGAUCGACGCCUUCAAGCGCGAGCUCCCGCUCUGCAUGCAGCUCCUCGCCAAUGCUGUAGAAGCAUCAAAGCAGCAGCUUCAAGCCUACAGAGCAAAUCAAGGACCAAGGCCGGUUCUUGAAGAAUUCAUACCAAUGAAAAACUCAUCAUCUGAAGGCUCCGAGAAGACGCCAAACCUAUCCGAUAAGGCAAACUGGAUGACAUCCGCUCAACUAUGGAGCCAAACAAGCAACGAUAACCCCAACAAGCAACAACCAUCGGCGCCUAAAGAAACCGAAAUUGGCUUCACUGUUAGCCCGAAGCUCGGCUUGGACAACAAACAGAGGAACGGGGGAGCCUUCCUUCCGUUCUCCAAGGAGCGCAACGGGUCGUGCCCAAGCCCGAGCUUGAGGGCUCUCCCUGAGCUUGCUCUCGGCUCACCCGAGAAAGAGAUGGAAGACAAGAAGUAUCCGGAAGCUGAGAACGGCAACGGAGUCUCGUGCUCGAGGAGAGACAGUUGCGGCAAAAUCGGUAAUGGCGCCGCGGCGAACGAAGUGGGAAAAGGAGUCACGAGCUCCACAGAAUUGCAGAUUCCGGCGGCAGCUAAUGUUUCCGCUGCUAAUACGACGACCACGAAUGGCCAGACUCAUAGAAAGGCGAGGCGGUGCUGGUCGCCGGACUUGCACCGAAGAUUUGUAAAUGCCCUACAGAUGCUUGGCGGCUCUCAAGUGGCCACCCCAAAGCAAAUCAGGGAGCUGAUGAAGGUUGACGGUUUGACUAAUGAUGAAGUUAAAAGCCAUCUCCAGAAAUACAGGCUCCACACCAGACGACCCAGCCCAAGCCCACAAUCAGCCGGCGCCGCCGCACCGCAGCUGGUGGUCCUAAGUGGCAUCUUGAUGCCGCCUGAUUACGCGACGGCCGCGGCCGCCGCUGCCGCGCAUGGCGGCACUCAACCGCUGUAUGGCGCCCACCCGAAUGCCCAUGCGUCGCCCCACUACUGCACCCCUCUGGCCAUGCCGCAGGAAUUCUACUCCGCCACGGCAGCUCACCACGAGGUGGUGCACCACCACCCCCUCCAUGGUCACCACCACCACCACCAGAUUCAAGUUUACAAGGGGACGUCUCAUCCCCAACCACAAAGCUCACCGGAGUCCGGGAUGAGGGGUGGCGGCGGGGAUGGCCAGUCGGAGAGCAUCGAGGACGGCAAGUCCGAGAGCAGCAGCUGGAAGGGUGACAGUGGUGAUCACGUCAACGGCGGAGACCAAAGGAAGGGAUUGCUCACCAUGAGAGAUAACAACAAUGAGGAGAGUAAUGGAAGUGAGAUUACUCUCAAGUUCUAUGACAAAUAAAAUUUUCAUGUAAGGCUCUUUAGGGUUUCAUUUUUUUUUUCAUAUCAAGAUUAUUUUUUUUUGGGUUUUUAAUUUUUAUUGUUGUUUUUAUUAUUCUGAUUUUUAUGUGCAAAUAUCUAGAGAGGGAUAAAAAAAAAAAAAGGAGGGCGCAUAAUGGCAAAAAAGGGCGCGCUUGUCAUGUUUCCUUGAUAUGUCUCAUGUCCUUUUGGGAAGAAAAUUGAAAGAUUGUAU